Pedinophyceae sp. YPF-701 is the source of this 444-nucleotide messenger RNA. Lineage: Eukaryota; Viridiplantae; Chlorophyta; Pedinophyceae. The record is from the annotation of a GenBank genome assembly.
AUGGCCACGGAACAGGCGCACGUGCGCGUGGGAGUAGGUGUUUUCGUUGUGCGUGACGGCAAGAUCCUGACAGGACUGCGGGCGGGCAAGGUUCCGGGGGCGGGUCAGUGGGCUCUCCCCGGCGGUCACCUCGAGAUGUACGAGUCGUUCGAGGAGUGCGCUGCGAGGGAGGCCAAGGAGGAGACGGGGCUGGACGUGUCGGAGUGCUCCGUCGUGGCGAUCGAGAACGUGAUCUCCGAGAAGGACCGCUACCACUACGUCGUGGCGUUCGUGCGCGCGGAGGCGGCCGAUGGCCAGGAGGCGGUCAACAGGGAGCCGCACAAGUGCGAGGGGUGGCACUGGAAGAGCCUCUCGGAGCUCAGGACCCUCGAGCCGAUGUUCUCCUCGCUGCGCCAGGUCCUCGACAACGGCUGCGACCCAACCAAGGGCUCGGCCGCGCGGUGA